AUGCCUUCUCUUGAGAGAUUACCACCUGAAAUUCUCCAAGAAAUUGUGUCGUACCUCCACAAUGGCUAUGAGCGACAUCGCUUCGGUGGAUACGAGCCGCCCGUAGGUCAGCACGAGAUAACAGGGAUCAACCGACGCUCGUACUUGACGUCUCUGCGUGCCGUAAAUCGUCUCUUCUGCCAGAUCGUCACACCUAUUCUCUUUCAGCACGCCAUAAUCUACUCCGGCAGUGUCAUAACAAGAUGGGGCAUAACCGCCGUGACCAGCAUGGGUAUUACCGGCGCUGCGCGUCUUGUAAAACUAUCAAAGGAUCCUUCGCUUCGCAAAAUCGUCCGCCGUCUGGAAAUUUGCUUAAAAGUGCAGAGUGCGACUGACUUCCGAGAUUACAAGCCUGCAGUUGAGGAGAAGGACAAGGACCUAGAGUACCUUGCACGAUUAGGCGCCGUGAUUCACAGUGCACUACCGAGAUUUCCGAAUCUCAAAGUUCUGAAGCUCAACUUUGAGGACAUUCCUUACAAUUACAGACAAGACUUUGAUGACCCGGGUCAGGCCAGUUGUUCUUGGGUUCAGGACACUCAGAAUUUCUUCGAGUCUCUAUCAACCGCUAUCUACAGAUCCGGGCUCAAGAAUCUGGUAGAGCUCGACCUCUCCUUACCUCUCGCGUAUGACUUUGGGCAUUUUCUUGGCGACGACGAAAAUGGAGGACCUUACUCUCCAAAGACAUUCUUCAAGCAGCUCAAGCGUCUGAGUGUUCACUAUGGACACUGUACUGAGGACGGCGAAGACUUGGAAUUUCGGUAUGAACAACCUAAUGACAAGUUCGAUAAAUACGUCCGACAGUUGCUACCACUCGCCACAAAUCUGGAUACCCUCAAGGUGAAGGGACCCGAUGUAUUGGUGCUUGAUUCAUCAGCACUAGAGCCCUUGAACCUGGAAUUAGUCGACUUACAGAGCCUGUCCAUAACAGGGGGAGCACUCACAGCUCUCUUCCAACGGUCUACAGCAUUGCGAGAAGUUGUGCUCAUGGGAGUCUACCUCGAAUCCGGCACAUGGGAAGAGAUCCUCACAGCUUUGAGCAAAACAGCCAUUUCGGCCUUCUAUAUCGAAACAUGCGGUUAUCAAAAAGAAGGCGAUGCUCUACAGUACGUCCCAACUGAUCGAAGCGAUCAAGUCAACGGCGAAGACAGUUACAUCGAGACAAAUCGCACCGAGGAUAUCGACGCGUGUGAAUUGGUGUUUGCGCGGGUCCAUGAGAAUAUGCGCAAGAUUUACGGGAGCAGAUAUGAUCAAGCGGCAGCUGAGCGAAAGCGGAAAACUCAACACGAUGAUAUUGUGAGAAAGACAGCCUCGCUGGGAGAGUUCUUCAGAAGGUUUAUGGCGGAGAUGUCUGAUGAGGGUGACACUUCUGAGAUGGAUUCUUCUGAGGAUGGGUCAAGUGUAGCUGAAUUCCUAGAGCUUGCGUUUGGUCGUCGUCCUGGGGAUACCUCUGAUGACGAUGAUUCGGAUAGUGGCUCUGAUGGUGUUUCUUCAGAUGUUGAUUCGUCGGAUUCAGGUCCAUCUGACGAUGAGUAG
Messenger RNA from Fusarium redolens, 1572 nucleotides. RefSeq lists its product as uncharacterized. Bases 1 to 1572 code for a protein of 523 amino acids. The transcript is spliced from 2 exons. The record is from RefSeq and is a predicted model, not a curated record. NCBI's taxonomy places the organism in Eukaryota, Fungi, Ascomycota, Sordariomycetes, Hypocreales, Nectriaceae.